AAUAGAGAGCCAUUAACUUGUUUUCCUCUGGUAGUGUGUGAAACAGAGACCUUUUGCAGAAACCCAGAAGGAAAAUGCAGACCUUUUGUUGGUUCUCCUUCUUCCUCCUGCUAUCAUGCGCACCCUCCCCUCUAUCCUGCGCAUCCUCCCUCACUCUCGGCCGUCGCCACCUCUACGACGACGCUGCAGCUCUACCUACUCCUCUUUCCCCCAUCAGUCCUCCUUUCUUCCCUCUCGAGUCCUCCGCUCCUCCUCCGCCGCCUCCUCCUACCACCUUCGCCGUCUUCCCCACUUUUCCGGCCAACAUCUCCGCCCUCGUCCUUCCACGCUCUCCUAAACCACAUUCCACUUCCCCUACCCUCCUUGUCCCGGCUAUCUCCGCCGUGCUCGUCGCCGCCACAGCCAUCGGCGUCGCCUUGUUUCUCUACGGCCGGUGGCGAGGUCAAAACAGUCAUUUCAAGGACACUACUUGUAGCAGUAGUAGUACUAGUAGUAGCCAUGGAUAUGAUGAACCAAGACACGUUACCACCAACAACUUCUCUGUAGCAGCUACUGCCUCUACCUUGGAGGUUUUAAACCUCGGUGCUGAGGGACCUGACCGUGUUAUAACGAGUUUUUUGAAGCCUGAGUCGCCGGAGAUACGGCCGCUUCCUCCGUUGCUUCCUCGUAGUUUCCAGCACAACUAUGAAGCUGAUUUUCAGUCUGAGGAAAACGAAGAAGAAGAAGAAGAUGAGUUCUUCUCACCUCUUGCUUCUUUGGCUGGUUCCGAAAACUCAAGUCCAUCCCGUUCUUGCUCCUCCUCUGGUUGGGUUUCUCCGGCUAGGUCAUUCUCCAUCACCAUGUCCCCGGUUCAAGAACGCUCAAACCCUAGAUUCUCAGACGUCUCUUCUGAGCAAAACCUUCACUCUCCGUCGCCGGAGAGACUUCGAGUAAGGAACAACAACGGAAAUGGGUCGUCUUCUCUAAGAAUGUUUAGCUUCUGGAAUCAAAAUCUGGGCUUUCCUCGCAUUUCCUCUGCCUCUACCUCGCCGGACAGAGGAGGUACCAUAAGAACGCCGCUUUCUUCUCUCUACUCUUCAGUUUCCACUUCUCCCGACGGGUUUUUCCGGAAGUUUCUGGAUAGUUCGCCGCCGAUUUGGAACGACUUUAGUCGGAAUGUGAAGUCCGUGUUGCUCUCCUCUGAUUCCAUUUCAUCAAGAAGAGAUUUUGUUAUCAACAUUGGUGAAUCUUCUUCUAGAAUUUUGAAUCAACAGAGCCAUGUAGAAGCAGCAGCUCCUCCUCCUCCGACGAGGCCACCUCCUCUUGUCCCACCUUCACAGUCUUUUGUGGUUCAUCAUGAUGAAAAAAAGCCAUCUUUCUCGGAGCUACCUCCCAACCAGCUCCAUUGGGAUAAACUCCGACCAAGUUCUUGUCAGAAAACUGCUUGGGAUUGUCUUAGAUCGAGCUCUUUCAAAUUGAACAAAGAGAUGGUAGAGACUCUUUUCCUUGCAAACUCUUCAAACCCAAACAUAAAACAGAGAGGUCUAAGCUAUUAUUUUCCGAUCCAAAAUCAAGAAAGCAAAGUUUUAGAUCCGAGAAAAGCUCACAAUAUUACUACUCUGCUUCAGCGACUUAACUUAACCACAAAGGAUAUUUGUAAAGCUCUUCUUGAAGGUGAUUGUGAUGCACUUGGAGCUGAACUUCUUGAGUGUUUAUCGAGAUUGGCACCUAGUAAAGAAGAAGAGAUGAAGUUGAAGAGCUGUAGGGAUGAUUCAGUGAUCGUCAAGCUUGGUCCAGCUGAGAGGUUUCUUAAGGACUUGCUUCAUGUGCCUUUCGUGUUCAAACGGGUUGACGCGUUGCUCUCACUGGCUAAUUUUCACUGCAAGAUCAAUCGCCUCAAAAGAUCAUUCGGUGUUAUACAGGCUGCUUGUGAAGAACUAAGUAAUAAUAGAAUGUUCUCAGGACUUUUGGUAGCUAUACUGAGUCUAGGAAACAAGAUGAAUGUUGGAACAAGCCAACGCGGCGAUGCUCAUUGCUUCAAACUUGACACGCUCCUCGAGCUCGUUGAGGUCAAGGGAUUAGAUGGAAGAAGCAGUCUCUUGCAUUUCGUUGUUCAGGAAAUGAUAAAAUCAAAAGGCACUGUGAAAGCUUUAGACGGCAUCAGAAAUCUGAAUUUAGAACUGGCCAAUGUCAAGAAAUCGGCAGACGUUGAGUAUGGUGUUCUAAGAAACGACGUCUCUGAGCUUUAUCUAGGAAUCAAGAACAUCGAGGAGAUUCUGCGACUGGGCAAGGAGAGUGGAUCUAGCGGAGAUCAAUGGCUGAAGUUCAGGGCGAGGAUGACCCGAUUCUUGGAAACUGCUGCAGAGGAGAUUCUGAAGAUCAAAACACAAGAAAGUUCGACGCUCUCUGCAUUGGAGGAGGUCACAGAGCAAUUCGAUGGAGAUUCUUCCAAGGAAGGUCACACAUUGAGGGUUUUCAUGAUUGUGAGAGACUUCCUUUCCAUGCUAGACAACGUAUGUAACGAAGUGGGAGACCGGUUCACAUCGUAAGAUUCUCAAUGUAAUGAAGUUGAUCAACAAACUUGCUGAUUAGGAGGAAGCCUUUCAUUUUUCUGUUAAUCUCGAGAAUGAGAUGCCUAUAAAAUCAAGGGAUCUUGACAUCUUGUUAUUCGCUGUCCCACUUGAAGUAGUGUUAGAUGUAUGGAUUUUAAUUUUUAAGACAUUUCUUAUUGUAAUUUCUCUACUUGAAAUCCUUCUCCCGGGACAGAAGCCUAGAUUUUGUGUGUUCUCUUCUGGUAAUUACCUCUUGUAGUUC
This is a messenger RNA of Eutrema salsugineum, 2793 nucleotides long. Its product is annotated as formin-like protein 9. NCBI's taxonomy places the organism in Eukaryota, Viridiplantae, Streptophyta, Magnoliopsida, Brassicales, Brassicaceae. Gene Ontology annotation, molecular function: actin filament binding. Bases 75 to 2528 code for a protein of 817 amino acids. Gene Ontology annotation, biological process: actin nucleation; actin cytoskeleton organization. The transcript is spliced from 4 exons. The record is from RefSeq and is a predicted model, not a curated record.